CACACACAACCAGGAAGUUCAUUUCAACAGAAACGAAACUCAGAGUGUGGCUCAAUCUCUCUCUCUUUCUCAACGUGUGAGUUCAGGAAAAUGGCUGAGGCCAGUAUUUCAGUAGAUCAGCUUUCGGUGGAUCAGUUCAUCUGUCCAGUGUGUCUGGAUCUCCUGAAGGAUCCGGUGACUAUCCACUGUGGUCACAGUUUCUGUAAGGUGUGUAUUAAUGGCUGCUGGGAUCAGGAGGAUCAGAGUGGAGUUUAUAGCUGUCCUCAGUGCAGAGACACUUUCACUCCAAGGCCUGUUCUACGCAGAAACAACAUGCUGGCUGAAGUGGUGGAGAAACUGAAGAAGAAGACUGAAGUCCAAGCUGCUUCUCCUGCUCACUGUUACACUGGACCUGGAGAUGUGGAGUGUGAUUUCUGCACCGGGAGAAAACACAAAGCCAUCAAGUCCUGUCUGAUGUGUCUGGCCUCCUUUUGUGAAACUCACCUGAAACCUCACUAUGAAGUUCCUUCAUGGAAAAAGCACAAGUUAGUCGAAGCUUCUAGAAAUCUACAAGAGAAGAUCUGCUCUGAACAUGAUAAAGUGCUGGAGAUCUACUGUCGUACUGACCAAAGCUUCAUCUGUUAUCUGUGUGUGACGGAUGAACACAAAAGCCACGACACCGUCUCAGUUAAAACUUACAGAACUGAGAAAGAGAGUGAGUUAAAGGAGGAUCAGAUGAAAUUCCAGCAGAGAAUCCAGGAGAAGCAGAAGAAGGUGCAGGAGCUGAAACAGACUGUGAACACUAUAAAGCUCAGUGCACAGACAGCAGUAGAUGACAGUGAGAUGAUCUUUACUGAGAUGAUCAGCUCCAUGGAGAAAAAGCGCUCGGAGGUGACGGAGCUGAUCAGAGCUCAGGAGAAGGCUGAACUGAGUCGAGCUGAACGACUCCUGGAGCAACUGGAGCAGGAGAUUGCUGAUCUUCAGAAGAGAGACACUGAGAUGGAGAAGCUUUCACACACACAUGAUCACAUCCACUUCCUCCAGAGUUUCCAGUCUCUCCGUGUCUCUUCUGGACGUGACGACUCAUCCAGCAUCACUGUCAAUCAACAUCUCUCAUUUGAUGGAGUGAGGAAAUCUCUCUCUGAUCUGAAAAGGAGACUGGAGGAAAUCUUCCAGGAGGAAUUCAUCAAAAUCUCUGAAUGUGCUGCAGCAGUUCAGAUGAUUUUACCCUCAGAACCAAAGAGCAGAGAAGAUUUUCUGUAUUAUUUCUGUGAUCUGACUCUGGAUCCCAACACAGUACAUUAUAACCUCAUUCUGUCUGAGAAGAACAGAGCGGUGAAGAGGAGUGAGAGAAAGCAGCGAUACUCUGAUCAUCCAAAGAGAUUUGAGUCCUACAGUCAGGUGUUGAGUAAGGAGAGUGUGUGUGGACGCUGUUACUGGGAGGUGGAGUGGAGCGAUGAGGAUUUUGUGGAAAUAUCAGUCUCAUAUAAAGACAUCAGAAGGAAAGGACUGGGUAAUGAUUGCUGGUUUGGAGGCAACAAUCAGUCCUGGAGUCUGCGAUGUUCUUCUUCUUCUCUCACUUUCUAUCACAACAACAUUAAGACUGAUCUCAGAGUUCCAUCACCCUCCAGAAUAGGAGUUUAUGUGGAUCACAGUGCAGGAACUCUGUCCUUCUACAGCGUCUCUGACACCAUGAAGCUCCUCCACAGAGUCCACACCACAUUCACUCAGCCUCUAUACGCUGGAUUCUUGCUUGGCUCUUACGGAUCGUCUGUGAGAUUAUGUGACCAAAAUAAAAUAUUAGCUAUGUAAUAUUUUAAAAUGAAGGUUAGUAUACAAAUUUGUUUUCAUGCUUCAUGAAAAUAGCUGCUAUAAGUGCUUGCAGGUCAUUUUUUUUUAUAUUCCAAACUUUCCACUCAACUAGACUGAUUACAUUUUUACACUAAAAGUGCAUCUCAGUGAAUGAAAUGAAAAUAAAUAUAAAUAAUGUGUUUUUUAUUGUCUUAUUUUUUUGACUUGCUUUGCUAAUGUUGCUAACUACCGAGGUGAAGUUAGCGUAACGGUGUAGCGUGUCGCACAGGACACGUCACAUCCCAUUACAAGCCUCAGGCCCUUUUAACCUGUUCUGAUAAAUACAGCUCUGGGAAAAAAUAAAAGACCACUGCAAAAUAAUCAGUUUCUUAGGUUUUUUUUUACAGGUCAUGUAUUGGUGAGAUGAAGAGUUUUGUUUCAUUUUUUGUGAACUGCUACAAUACAGAUGUGGCAUUUAAGAAUGCGCGUCAGAGGGACAGGAAUCUCGCGGCAUUGAGCGGCAUUGCAAGUGACACUCUCGCGCAGGAAAGACGAGACCAGUAGGUGGCAGUCGUGUUUCGUGUACAUUGAAAUCGAUCAACAUAACGUGACGCUGCGGAGAGCAAUUGGCGUAUGAUAUCAAAGUAUCAAAGCUAUUUAAAAGCUUAUGGAGCAGUCUGUUCUUGCAGUAGCUACUUUGAUGUCAUAAACCGAUCGGUCUGCGAAGCGCUGCAUUAAAUGAUGUGCUUGGAUCACGAGAUUCGUAGCAAUACGGCAUUAAAUUCGUAAUAUUUUGAGAAUAAUGUCAUUAUUUACAUUAACGUGUUUAGAGUGAUGAAUAAUAUAUUAGGCCUAUUUGUGUAUAGUGAAAUUAAUGUAUUAACAAAACGACUUAAUGCAUUAAGCAACGUUGAGAAUACGCGUAAAAGUGAAACUUUACUCGUUACAUGCUCAUCUGCCUGUUUUAAUAAUAAGGUAGGUAUAACUAUCUGCUUUGAACAUCUGCUUGUUCACAUUACUCCAAACACGUUGAUGUAUAUGGCAUUAUAAAUAAAACAUUACAACUUAAUCCCUAUAUUGCAUGAGUUUAAUACUGUUUCAUGAAGUCAAACACAUUAAAUGAUGUGCUUGGCCACGGAGUUUCUCUCAGAAGCAGAUUAAAACAAGCAACAAAGAAAGUAAACGUGUGGAAUUCAUAUUUAACAUUUUCAGCUGUGAGUUUUCAAUGUAAUAACUUCAUGGUGUGAGGUUUUAUUGCGUGUGAUGGAAGCGGUUAGAGCGCGUUUCCCUGCAGGCAGCUGAACACGGAGCGCGAGCCUCCAUCGGGAU
Messenger RNA from Hemibagrus wyckioides, 3099 nucleotides. Its product is annotated as tripartite motif-containing protein 16-like. The transcript is spliced from 6 exons. The record is from RefSeq and is a predicted model, not a curated record. Gene Ontology annotation, molecular function: protein binding; zinc ion binding. Bases 91 to 1791 code for a protein of 566 amino acids. NCBI's taxonomy places the organism in Eukaryota, Metazoa, Chordata, Actinopteri, Siluriformes, Bagridae.